AUGGCUUUUGCAUUAUUAUCAUCACCAUCACUAGUUUCAAUUUGUGACAAAUCUUUUAUUAAACCUUCCUCUCUCACCCCUUCUACACAUAGAUUUCACAAGCUAUCUCUUGUGGAUCAAUCCUUCAGUAAUUUUUAUAUUCCUAUUGCAUUUUUUUACCCUAAAGUACAACAAAGAGAAGAGUCAAAUAAUUCUCAUGAACUUUCCCAUAUAGCUCAUUUGUUACAAACAUCUCUAUCACAAACUCUUGUCUCUUAUUAUCCUUACGCUGGCAAAUUGAAAGACAAUGCUACUAUUGAUUGUAACGAUAUGGGAGCUGAGUUUUCUAGUGCUCGAAUAAAGUGUCACAUGUCUGAAAUAUUUGAUUAUCCUGAUGCAGAGAGUAUAGUUUUUCCCAAGGACUUGCCUUGGGCGAAUAAUUAUGAAGGUGGCAAUUUACUUGUGGCACAAGUAAGUAAAUUUGAUUGUGGGGGAAUAGCGGUUAGCGUAUGCUUAUCGCAUAAGAUUGGUGAUGGUUGCUCUGUACUUAAUUUCUUUAAUGACUGGGCUAGUCUCACUCGUGAUCGCGCAACAACAACUCUGAUUAAUCCUUCUCCUAGAUUUGUAGGAGAUUCUAUCUUCUCAGCACAAAAUUAUGGUCCUCUUGUUGAUCAACGAUUUGUGUCCGAUCUCAAUGAGUGCGUACAGAAAAGAUUAGUUUUUCCUACUGCCAAGCUAAAUGCCCUCCGAGCUAAGGUAGCAGUGGAAUCGGGAGUAGAAAAUCCAACACGGGCUGAAGUUGUAAGUGCACUUCUUUUCAAAUGUGCAACAAAGGCAGCAUCAAGUACAACCACUUUAAUGCGCACAUCAAAGUUGGUUAACUUCUUUGAUGUACGUACUAUGAUGAAACCUCGUCUACCUCGUAGAGCAAUUGGAAAUGUCUUGUCCUUAUUUUCCACGUCAGCAAUCGAUACUAAUAAUGAGCAAGACAUGAAAUUGCCAAAAUUGGUUCGUAGUCUAAGGAAGGGAGUUGAAGUUGCAUAUAAGAAAGACCAAGUCCAACAAAAUGAACUCAUCAUGAAAAAAGGAAAAAUGUUACUUGAAAAUAAGGAUGAAAACUGUAGUAAUAUUUAUCUCUGCAGUAAUCUUUGCAGAUAUCCAUUCUAUAAUGUGGAUUUUGGAUGGGGAAAACCUGAAAGAGUGUCUCUACCAAAUGGUCCCUUCAAGAAUUCAUUCUUCUUGAUGGAUUAUAAAACUGGGCAAGGCGUAGAGGCACGGGUAAUGUUACACAAACAACAUAUGUCUGCAUUUGAACGCGAUGAGGAACUCCUUGAGUUUAUUUCCUAA
Molecule: messenger RNA, 1326 nt
Organism: Solanum stenotomum
Lineage: Eukaryota; Viridiplantae; Streptophyta; Magnoliopsida; Solanales; Solanaceae
Product: acyltransferase Pun1-like
Exons: 2
Coding region: 1-1326 (441 amino acids)
Source: RefSeq, a predicted model, not a curated record